AUGGCGGACGCGCCAGAUAAAAUUUCCAUCACAAUAUGCGGGGACGGUGGAUGCGAGGAUUCGUACUCGGUCACACGAACUAUCGACGGUCUCCCCUACUUUUUGUCCAUCACCGACACGGCCGGCCAGGAGGAAUAUCGCGGGCUAUGGACGGCAUCUAACUUGAAGUCCGACGCCUUCCUGCUCGUCUACGACAUCACCAACGAAUCCAGCUUGAGCGCAUUGGACGACUUCAUGGAAUUGAUCAAUAUCGAAGCGGAACAGCGCGUGGAAGAUAACCAGCGUCUGCUGAAGGAACUAGGGGGCGAUGCGCAGGGCUUAGACGUGGGCAUGCCGCCCCCGAUCAAGAUCGUGGCAGGGAACAAGUGCGAUCUCAAAGAGGGGCGCGUCAUUGGCGCGCGGGAGGGUUUGGAGUAUGCUCGAAAACAUGGAUGCGGGUUCAUGGAGACAAGUGCUCGAGAGAUGGUCAAUAUCGAGGAGACAUUUGCGCUCCUAGUCCGCCGUGUCGUGGAGGCUCGCCGACUUCAUUACCAGAGAGGGACAUCGGCGACUAAUGCGCCACAGCCCCCAGGGCCUUCGACCGAGAAACCGACCGACGCAGCAGCAGCACCUGAAAUAACAAAUUCCCAUCAGCCCAAGGCGAAAAAUCUGCGCCACAGCAUUCUCGGCAUGUUCAAGAAAGGUGAGGAGCCGGCGCACAAGUCUUCAAAGCAGGAGAAACCAUCGGAUGACCUCAGGCCCAGUAUCUGGAGACGCCUAUGCUGUCGUGGUUAG
Molecule: messenger RNA, 774 nt
Organism: Aspergillus affinis
Lineage: Eukaryota; Fungi; Ascomycota; Eurotiomycetes; Eurotiales; Aspergillaceae
Product: putative RAS small monomeric GTPase
Exons: 3
Coding region: 1-774 (257 amino acids)
Biological process (GO): Ras protein signal transduction
Cellular component (GO): plasma membrane
Molecular function (GO): GTPase activity; GDP binding; GTP binding
Source: RefSeq, a predicted model, not a curated record